This is a messenger RNA of Drosophila hydei, 1060 nucleotides long. RefSeq lists its product as uncharacterized. Bases 96 to 980 code for a protein of 294 amino acids. NCBI's taxonomy places the organism in Eukaryota, Metazoa, Arthropoda, Insecta, Diptera, Drosophilidae. The record is from RefSeq and is a predicted model, not a curated record. The transcript has 3 exons.
CAACUGAAAUAUUUUUUAUUUUUGAUACUGUUUUUUGAAUCUUGUGUGUCUUUAUUUUAAAGUAAUUUUUGCAAAAAUACGCUUGAGCAAUACAAAUGGCUGAUGACAACAGUACCACAAAGUCCGUAACUACAUCGAACCCUUCUACCAAGAGAAGCACCAUCAGGAAAUCCGAUAUCAGGAAGACCGACGGCGACAAGGACAGGGAUAAGGACAAGAACAAGGAGAAUGCUAACUUGCAGCACAGUGUUCAUAGGACAGAGCUUCAAGCAGAUGAAGAAAUGCCGGAAGCCAACAAUGAUCCGGCGAAAUCACGGGUGACCAUGCAAUGUGAGACGGCGCCAGAGCGGAAAGCCUCUGUGGGCAGAAUCGUUCGGAAGCCGCGCAUGCGGAGUAAGAAACCGUUGAAGCCAAGUGUCAUACGCCGCAUGUGUCAGAUUCCGUCGGAGGAAGGAAUCGGCGCUGACAGCUGCGAUGCAGAGAUCAUGUACACGAACUCGCAGUUCGGCCGCGCCGUGGAUCCGUGCAAUCAUUCGUCUUGUCGAAUGUGCGCUUUGGCGCCGCGUCGUCGUACCAAAGUCAAGGGCAUGACCGCUGCUGCGGUCAAGAGCAAGACCAAGUCGAAGCGUUCGGCCUUGUCUAAGCGUCGGACUACGGCCAAAAUGGCACGCCCAAGCAAAGCUUCGUCGGAUCGCCGCGUGGGUGUGAAGUCGAUAUUGAAUUUGGAGCCAGUCAAUCAAACACCGCCGUCAGCAUCCAAAAGGAGUGUUCACACCCGUCAGUGCCUCUGCACAGAGCUGAAUGGCCAGGUCUACAAGCUGAUGGACUUGCCAUCUAACGCCGACAGUAGCAGCGCUUUGAUGCUUACCUUGCGCCACCAACAGCUUAAACGUAUUUCAAAGCCUCGAUUGUCCACCAAGCGACAAGUUGGCAAACGUCCCACCAACAGCCGCAAGCUCAGCAAGCAUAAGCCUAACUAAUUGCAAACUAUUUCUAGGAGUUUGUAUUAUGCAAGAUAUUUUAAAAGUACAACGUGGCCCUAUAUUUAUGUAUUAAGCAC